GUUGGAGAAGGAUGUCCGUUCUCACACCUGGUUGAUGCUGGAAUCUGUGUUCAGUCUGGUUGCGAGGUGCUUAACAGCCAGAUGAUACUGGAUCUCACUUGCUGUUUGCGUCGCGGGCACGUUCUUCUCCCUGCAUUUGUUCAUGGGCGCAUUAUCAGGAUGAUCGCGAUUGGAUGAUUGUUGUUGAUGAGUUGUACGAACUCCUGCCUGGGGGGAAACUGUCGAACCCUGCCUCCGGGUGUCAAUGAUCUAUCGCGUUCCCCACACAUCACUGAGGUCUUUUGAAACAAUGAUGUCUUUCGAAUGCCGAUCUUUACAUCCCGGUGGCUGUCCCACUGCCAAAUGAUUUCUGAGAAAGAAAUUCGUCAUAGCCAUGAUGAUGACAAUACAAAAUGUCUCUGAAGGGAUGUGCAUUCAGUGGACUUCUCUCUUUCGUUCGUCCCACUCUUGUUCUUUCCUUUUUUUCCUUCGUUUUCGUUAUGAUGAAUCCAUUCCUUUAUUUCUUACUUAUAUCGCUGUGCGAUAUGACCUAUGGGCUAUCAAUACCUGUCAAGGGGCCGUCGGCGGGUUCUCUCGCUUUGACAGACCGGAAGGAUGAACCUGGUGUUCGUAUGCAGAAGAGAUUUUCAAUCAAGGAGAACAUCUACAAUGACAAUGAGAUAUUUUAUUCGGUCAAUAUCACCCUUGGAGGGAAAGAGUUCCCUGUGCAGAUUGACACAGGCGCAUCCGAUUUCUGGAUCAAACCUCCCUUCGAUGUCAAAUUCACGAACGUCACCAAGGUCCAGAGUGUCCUGCAAUUUGCAGGCGGUGCCGUAUUAGGCAAUAUCUCCUUUGCAGACAUGACCUUAGGACCGAUCCGCGUCAAGUCACAAGCUCUUGUGCACGUCAUUGAGCAGAGAAACUUUGAUAAUCUUUUCAAUCGUAGCAUCUUCGGUAUAUUGGGGCUCAGUUUCCCCCAAUCAUCUCAGAUCUUGCAUGACAGUGAACAACUAUUCGGCGCGAACAGUACAAAAGGUCGUACAUUCCUAGGCAAUGUUUUCGCUCAGAAUAAGUCGACACCUAAUUUCUUCACUGUCCUGCUGGGCCGCCAGGACGAUCUCAAGGGCCCGAGGGAUGGAGUGUUCACCAUUAGUGAAUAUGACUCUCAGUAUGGGAAUAUAACUUCGCAACCGAAGUUAUUUCACCCUUCGAACAAGUCCAAAAACGAUAAUGCGCUUCCGCUCUGGUCUGUUCCAAUGGACAAGAUGUUUGUCAACGGCAAAGAGUUCAAAUUCAACAAGUCGAGCGUUCCAGGUCUGGAAAGCGGGAAAACGGCAAUGCUCUUGGACACGGGUUUCACACUCUCAUACAUUCCCGGAGCUGCUGUCGAUUUCAUAUACAAAAGCAUCUCCGGUGCGAAGUUUGACAAGAAGAAUCAGCUAUGGGAGGUGCCGUGUGAAAAUACAACCCAGUUAGACUUUGUAUUCGGGGGCAAGAACUUUUCCAUUCAUCCCCUUGAUAUCACCCGCGUGAAGACUGUUGGUCAUGAGACCGUUUGUCAGAGCACGUUCAGGGCGAUGCAACCUAACCCUGCUUUAGCUCUCGACGGUAUUUUAGGAGUCCCGUUCAUGAAGAAUGUCUACGCUGCCUUUGACUUCGGCGACAAGUCUUCCAAAAUUGCUCCUAAUGUGCCCUUUGUAAGGAUGAUUUCUACCACAGAUGCAAAGGCCGCGAGCCCAGAAUUCAAGACAGUACGCUCUAGACAAGUGUCUAUUUCAGAAAAGUUUGCUGCGGAAGGUUUCGCGAAGUUCCAAGCUGCCCAGAAAUCGCAGAAAUCAGGUGCUCUGGAUCUUGACAGUGAUCUGCACGCUUCUCACCUGCCUAGCACAUUCGCCGACGAAACGCCACUUUCUCGAAGGUCUGGAAGCACGACAGCCCACGCUCCCACGACGCCUGCAGCUCAACGUCAGGCUAGCCUUCCCGCAGGACAGCUGCAUCGUGAAGUCGUCGAAAUCCUUUCCGGAACCCGCGCUAGCCCUACCCGGCUUACUGUUUUGGCCGGUACCACUUUCGUCUUCAUGGGUCUAUGUGUAAUGGGCGUCUGCAUGGAGGUGCGAAGACACAUGCGCAAACGUCUGGUGGCAGAAGAGGGUUGCAGAUUCAUCCAUGAACAGACAGGCUAGGCCUUGACACGUUUAUGAUGUAGAAAUGUUACUCGAGAGGAUUUCUGGCAUUCGAUCUCUUGUUUAGCCUUCAGCGAUUGCUUGGCGGUCCAUAACUCCAAUGAAGGCACUUGUAUGAACGUAUUUGGUACUGCCUAGGUUCGCCUGUAGAGCGAAAUGGAUUCAAUCAAUCUCUCACGGAAACAGCAGCAGACGAUGACCUACAAUAAGCCAGCUCCCCACGGUUGAGAUUCGACUCAAUGAAAGACGUGAGAUCAAUUUGCAUUUCAUCUAAGCAGGCUUCAGCAUGCUGGACUUUGCAGGCGGCACGAUUCUGAUCGAAGACAGUGGCACCCUUGAUAGGUGGGGUUAGAGUUGAAUAGAACAGGACCAGCUGCCGUUCAAGGGAUGGAUAGUUUCAGAUUGGCGUGAGGAACAAGGAAUGCAACGAGACGAGAAGGUCCGACAAGGCAGAAGCUUGUGUCACAAGGGAAUGCCGCAAUUCAACGGCAGGUAGAGCGUAUAUCAACAUGAAGGCGUGCUUCUUGCGAUCGGAUUUCCCUAAGUUUAAUGUAAUGUCUAUUCAAUGGGCCCUGUCGUGUGACCCUGUCAGGUACAUCGCUGUAGGGCUUCCAUCCCACUGGUGGAGCGUUUAAACUAAGCUUGAAUACAGUAGUUUGAGAUUC
This is a messenger RNA of Somion occarium, 2827 nucleotides long. The record is from the annotation of a GenBank genome assembly. Lineage: Eukaryota; Fungi; Basidiomycota; Agaricomycetes; Polyporales; Cerrenaceae.